Molecule: messenger RNA, 1938 nt
Organism: Penicillium brevicompactum
Lineage: Eukaryota; Fungi; Ascomycota; Eurotiomycetes; Eurotiales; Aspergillaceae
Exons: 5
Coding region: 1-1938 (645 amino acids)
Biological process (GO): regulation of DNA-templated transcription
Cellular component (GO): nucleus
Molecular function (GO): zinc ion binding; DNA-binding transcription factor activity, RNA polymerase II-specific
Source: RefSeq, a predicted model, not a curated record
AUGUCAUCUCGAUUAGCAGCAUGUGAGGCAUGCAGGAAAACAAAGCUGGCCUGCGACCAUAAACGGCCAGCAUGUACACGCUGCGAAAAUAGCAAUCGAGCUGGCAUCUGCAUAUACAGAGUUUCUCCGUUUAAGAGAAAACGGACUACUGAUCCCGACCAUCUUGGAGCGAGCUCACGCGUUUCUUAUUUAGAUUCUCAAGCAGACUUGGCGAUUAGCCCCAGGCUGAAUCCAUAUCCGAAUCCAGGUUAUUUUGGCUCCUCUAGCCAUACCACGAUCUUUCAUCAUAUAUCGGCAGAUCACGCACCUGUCUCCAUUACAGGCGAUGAUUCAGAAGCCGGAUUAUCAUUGCCAUCAUGUUACCAGAUAGUGGAUGAAAAUGCUUUGACCGAAGGUGCCAAGAAUCUUUUGCUUAUUACAGAGGAAUACAAAUUGAGUGCCAUGGAAGAUCUCGUUCUGUUCUGGCUCGCCAAGGGAGCAAAUCUGGCCCUCGCAGAGCCUUUUGUUGAGCUGUGCACGCGAAAUGUGAUACAAUUAUUCGCCUCUGUUUCGCAAGAUAUAGACUGGCACCUAGCCUGCGCCAGGCUGCUCUUGCAAAACUCGACCAAGCCUUUUAUUCACAACGCAAAUACCAGCCUCCGUGAAUACUCCGCUCAAAUGCUGGAUGCGAACUUUCGAUGGGAGGCUCUUGGUAUAUUCUUUUUAGCCGUCAGCCGCGCGACUGUUGACAUUGCCUUCUUUCCAAAACUGUACAUGACGAGGGAAAAAAGGUAUAGUUUGCAGAGAUUUGCCACAAAGUUAAGCGACUGUGCCUUGGACAUUACAUUGUCGCUGGACUGCCUGAACGAUAUUCAACUCAUCUUACAAUACGAGAACUUUAUCAUGCAUUCUUUCCUUGACGUCAGUCUUUCUCUUCAGCUCCCCUUAGACACUGACACUCACUAUUUCAAAGGUUACAGUUCCUGGCGAAAGAUCGGAGACGUUAUAUCGUCUAUAUUUGCUAUUGGGUAUCAUGAAGAUAUCGACGCCAAACCUGAUGUACCCUUUUUCCUGGCUCAAUUACGAAAAACAGCAUUUGCCCGGAUAUUUUCGGCGGACAAGAAUGUUUCGACAUUCUUGGGCCGGCCUCCUCGUAUGAGUAAACGAUUUUCGAAUUUCCAAAUCCCAUCCAGCUUUCCAGCUCCGCAGCAAAACCUUGACACAUGGGACCCUGAUCAAGAUGCAAGCUUUCUGGCGGAAACCAGAUGGUCGGCUUUAUGCGCUUUCUUGAAAGAAGAGAUCCUCGAAUUAGCACGGGAUAAAAUCAUUGAAGGCCGUUCAGAGCGAAUUGGAGCCAUUAAACUCCGAGCAGAGGAACAGUGGGAGGCUCUUCCUUCUCAGCUCAGACUGGAGAGAUCAUCCCCAAAUUCCGACCACCACUCCCCUUUUCAGAAAGACUUUCUAUUCAGUACCCGGCUCAAUCAUCUUCAUGUCUUAUUUUUGCUACGCCUUCUUAUGCCGAGCACCCUCUCAGAGCCGGACAACACAAUCAUCGAAAUAGCGGGAGAGAUGCUUUCUCUUGUUGUUGAACUAAUUCUAGCACGAGACCAGAUUGUCAACUCCGGAACGAGUCUCGUCUGGAAGGUCGCUCAUUAUGGAUUGCCGGCUGCUGGCAUGAUGGUAAUCGCAAUGCUUGGACAACGAAAUACCCCAAUGCCAGCUGGGAUGUCCAGAACCAGAGUCUUGCAGGAUAUGAGUCUUUACGUUGCUGAAAUUCAGAGGGGAACGAUCGUCAACACAGGGGAUCCGAUAUAUGUGCUACUUUCGAAAGCAACGGAAACCAUCCAAAGGCUACUCGAUUCUUUCUAUUGUGGGUCUCCUGAUAUCAAUUUAGGAGAAAGGUAUGAAGGCCAAGGCGAAGUAGAAGACUGGACCACUAUGCUCGGGCAAGAUUUAUGA